This is a messenger RNA of Poecilia reticulata (guppy), 3079 nucleotides long. It is a transcript of the gene syt6a, whose product is annotated as synaptotagmin VIa. The record is from RefSeq and is a predicted model, not a curated record. Gene Ontology annotation, biological process: calcium-ion regulated exocytosis. Gene Ontology annotation, cellular component: exocytic vesicle; plasma membrane. NCBI's taxonomy places the organism in Eukaryota, Metazoa, Chordata, Actinopteri, Cyprinodontiformes, Poeciliidae. Gene Ontology annotation, molecular function: SNARE binding; phosphatidylserine binding; calcium ion binding.
AUCUGUGUGUAAACGCUGAUGAGAGAGAGCGUAGAUGAAGGAGAAGAAUCAGCCGUGGAUGGAGACAAGUUGCAUUUAUCUUGAUGCAGGGCUGCAGCGUGUGAGCUUUUGUGUUUGGAUGUCUGUGUGGGGGGUGUGUGUGCGCUAGUCCCCUUGGAUGAGCACACGCGUCUGAGGAUGCAGCUGGGAGCAUGAGUUCUGACCAGGAGGAGUAUGACAUGGUCUGUCAGAAAGCUGUGACCCUAAUUGUUGACCUCUGCCUGCACAACAGCACCCUGUUGGAUCAGGAGACCUGUCAGGAUUUCCUCUUCGUCUUGACCAGCCAGGGCUUUGAUCACAAAGACGCAGACGCUACUUUUGGCCUUGUGCUCGCUGUGUUUCUUGUUUGCGGCCUCGCUCUGCUGGGCCUUCUCACAUUAGUCUCCUGGAAGCUUUGCUGGGUGCCUUGGCGGAGUAAGGCCCAGUUCCCAAGCCCGUCUCUCAGCCCGGCCUGUGGCCCCCAGCACUGCCCGCUCCAGCCACCCCUCCCGCUGCCCAGUCCCCAGCAGCAAGCGAUCACCAUGGCGACAGAGAAGGUGAAAGACCCCGUGGGUUCGAUGGGCUUCCUGGAGGCGGCCGUGAAGAUAAGCCAUACUUCCCCCGACAUCCCCGCCGAUGUGCAGCUCUCCAUGAGGGAGCACUUCCUGCGCCGCACACAGCGCAUGCAGAGGCAAACCACUGAGCCGGCCUCCUCCACACGGCACAACUCGUUCAAAAGACACCUUCCCAGGCAGAUGCAGGUGGGAAGCUUAGAUCUGGGAAACGACUACGUGGUGGACAGGGAAGAAAAGCCAACCAGCCUGGGUCGCAUCCAGCCGGAGCUCUACCAGCAGAAGGCCUCGGAGUCAGAGGAAUCGUCCAAGCAUGGCGGCGAAAAAAACUGUGGCAGGAUUAACUUCUCGCUCAAGUACGACUACGAAAAUGAGGCGUUGCUUGUCAAUAUUCUCAGGGCCGUUGACCUACCUGCCAAGGACUUGUGUGGCACCUCUGACCCUUAUGUGAAGGUCUACCUGCUGCCUGAUCGCAAGAAGUUCCAGACGCGCGUCCACCGGAAGACACUCAAUCCCACGUUCAGCGAAAGUUUCCAGUUUCCUGUGCCUUACGACGAGCUGCCCGUCAGGAAGCUACACAUGAGCGUCUUUGACUUUGACAGAUUUUCCCGGCAUGAUAUGAUCGGGGAAGUGGUGCUGGAGAAUUUGUUCGAGAUGUCGGACCUGUCGAGGGAGACGAACAUAUGGAGGGACAUCCAGUAUGCUACAAGUGAAAGCGUUGACCUUGGGGAGAUCAUGUUCUCGCUCUGCUACCUGCCCACCGCUGGCAGACUCACACUAACCGUCAUCAAGUGCAGGAACCUCAAGGCCAUGGACAUCACCGGGUACUCUGAUCCCUAUGUCAAAGUAUCGCUCAUUUGUGACGGCAGACGUUUGAAAAAGAAGAAGACGAGCAUUAAGAAGAACACCCUGAAUCCCACCUACAACGAGGCCAUCAUCUUCGACAUCCCUCCAGACAGCAUGGACCACGUCAGCCUGCACAUCUCUGUGAUGGAUUAUGAUUUGGUGGGUCAUAAUGAGAUCAUUGGUGUGAUGAGGCUUGGAAGCCAUGCUGAGGGACUUGGCAGGGACCACUGGAAUGAAAUGCUGGCUUAUCCACGGAAGCCUAUUGCACACUGGCAUCCCCUCCUGGAGUCCAAGAAAUCUGAGAAGGAGUGGAAGGCGAGAACUGCCAGCUUUGACAGCCAGGGCUCCUGCCCCUCACCGAGGCCCCCUGCUAGUCCCUGAGAUGAGCUACCUGCGACCCAGCGGCCCAGAAGGGGUUUCCUCCCUCCUCUUGAUCCACUUCCUGUCUGUGUGCUUGAGGAGAAACACAAUCCCACUGUCUUUCCCUUCUCCCUCUCUCUCUAACUCUCACUCCCAAGCCCUCCACUUCCUCAAAUCUAGUCCCAGAGCACUCACAAGUACUGAACUAGGACUUUCUGUCUGUCAGCUAAGAGAAGCUCAGGCUUUUCUAAACGUGGCUGGAGUGAUGGCCUGAAGCUAGCAUUGUUUUCUAGGAGACUGGCUGGAAAUCCUGUCUGCAGACAUUGAUUGUUGAUUUGUCCAAGCUUAGGUAAAUCGAGCUUGUUGGCAUCACAAAGGACCUGGAAAAACAGAGGUUUUAACUAUGAGCCAUGGGGUCUCUUUGAUGGAAAAAGCCCUGUCGGAUAUCACUCCAUGAAAGCAGCGGAUGUUUCACAAAGGGAAGCUGAGCACAUGCGUUGCCAAGGAAGGGAAAAAAAGAGAUGAUCUUAAAAACGAGCUGUUUUAGAAGGCUAUGGCUCACUCAUUUAUUUUUUCAGUCUUGAAUUAACAUAUAGUAUUCCUUUUUUAAAUUAUUUAUAUAUAUAAUUAUCCUUAAAAUGUACUUAGUUUAAAAUACUAUCUAUUUCAUUAUAGCUUAAGAUGUCUUGUUUUAUUUAUGAGAGGAAGGGUGAGGCUGAAACCUCAAGUAUCUGUUCGGUGUAGCUUUCAAAAUCUGAAAAGAGAAACGAAACAAGGCAACAGGAAUUCAGAGUUGAGCAGCCUGGUUUCCACUGCAGUUCACAAGUUCAGGGAACCUACAAACUUCACAAUGUCACGAAGGCACAGGAGUCUGACACUGUUAAAAAUAACAACUAUUAAAACGCUUUGUGUAAAAACAAGUGAAGCUGUUAAUGAAGAGAGGUGCAAAGAUCUCCAUCAACAGGGACUUUUCAAGCACACUUUUAACACCAGAACCUUUUUAUCACCUUGGUGUUCAGUUUCUUCCAAAAUAAAACAGAAAUGCUUGGUUUUCUUCCAAAAUACUCUACAAAAAAAGCACUUUUGUCUCCUUGUUAGGUUUAUUUUUGUUACUUAUUUUGGUGGAUGUAAAUAUAUUUAUGUACAGGUGUUCUGCUGUCUGAUUUGCUUUUCUAAAUUAAAGAAUAUAAAAUUGAGAACAUAAGUAGAAUUUUAAAAAAAAAAGGAUAUUUUGAAUUUUUGUGGUAUUUUUUGUGGUUGGUGAUCAUGACUAAAAAAAAUAA